This is a messenger RNA of Megachile rotundata (alfalfa leafcutting bee), 4334 nucleotides long. RefSeq names its product zona pellucida domain-containing protein piopio (gene pio). NCBI's taxonomy places the organism in Eukaryota, Metazoa, Arthropoda, Insecta, Hymenoptera, Megachilidae. The record is from RefSeq and is a predicted model, not a curated record.
CUUUCGUCAUCUUCUUUCCUACGCACACAGGAUCGUUCUAUCCUCGUUAUUCCAGCUGGAUGCAUGUAUCAUCGUCUCCGUUCGGCUUCUCCCUCUCUUAGCGAGGUCCCUCUUGCUCUGUUCGCCACGGGAACACACAGGUAACAGGGACCGUGAAGAGAGGAACGAAGAACAGUGCAGUCUCGAGCCUCGCGUCGAUCGUAACGCGUUUCUUCUUCGCAUGCUCGACUGCUUCUUUUCCACGGCAGCGAAUCGCCGGUAGACGUGUGGUGUGAUGAUAACGAAACGCGUGAGAAAAAUACGUGAAAGAGAUACAUCGAAGAUCCUCCGUACAGAUUGGUGCAUACUUUGAGACCGAACGAUCAAUGAUAAAUAACAGAAAAUCUAUCAAGAAGUUUGAUAAGCAAACACCUCUAACAAGACACCUUUAACAUCAAAGUUUAUCCGAUGGUUCACGAUCGAAAACGAAGAUAUUUGCAAGGAUGAUCAACUGUACCGAUAGAUAAAUCUCUUUUCUAUGUAAUAAAUGAUCGAGAGCUGGGAAGAAUCGGUUUUGGAGAGAUCAUCCAAGAUUUGGGGAUGUCGACGUGUGCGAGGUGGACCUUAUGGCCGGCGAGAACGCGUUUUCGACGCUAUUCGAUGGGUGUAAUGUGCUACCGGAAGUGUUGAUGAUGAACGAGCCGGAUCCACGAGGUAGAUCGAACUGGUGAUUCGACUUUACGAACCUGUCUGGUUAUUAUAAAAAAUUAGUGAUCGUUUGACUGUUUCUGUUCCGCGAACGUUGCACAAAUUGUUCGGUUACAAAGGAAGAUUUUUGCGGUGUUUGGAUUAAAUCGAUAAUCUGGUGAUCCAACAGCCAUGGACUGGCGGGGGGUCGCAUUGGCGUUUCUAUUGAUCACAAUAGCGAGGCACAGCACCACACACGCAGCCCAAAUACCCCAGCAACCGUCUACGUCUACCGUUGCGAUAGCGAGUACCGUGCAGAUCGAGUGUGCGAGCGAGUCGAUAGUCGUCCACAUUUCGACCGAGGGUAACACGGAGUUCCAUGGUCUGGUGUAUCCACGGGGUUUAUCGAAGAACAGUUCUUGUCUGCAAGAAUACAGGAGUCAACCAGCUCCCAUAACUUACAACCUACCCCUCAGAUCGUGCAACACCAUGCCCACCGAGUUGGACGACGGAGGUAUCGAGUACUUCAACACGAUAGUGGUGCAACCACACCUGAAGCUGGUCACGAAUCAGGGCAGGGGUUUUCACGUGCGAUGUCGAUACCAGACUCGGGACAAAGUGGUAACGAACGACCAGACCCACGUGGCUAUGCUGCAGUCUCUACCGUUGCAGGCUACAGCGCCUAUGCCAGGAUGCACGAUGAAGAUCUUCAGCGGAGAUCCAACGAGGCAUCAAGUGGCGGAGAACGUGAAAAUCGGAGACCCUUUGACCUUGGUCAUCAGCAUCGACAGGCAGGAGAUGUUCGGUUUGAAGAUCUCCGACUGCCUGGUGCGCGAUGGUCUGGGCUGGGGAGAGCAAAGGCUCAUCAAUGACGAGGGCUGUCCAGUAGACGGAGAGAUUAUGGGACAAUUCACGUACAACGAAGACAAAACGGAAGCGAAGGUGAACUUUCAGGCACACAAAUUCCCGUAUACAGCGAGCGUGUACUAUCAGUGCAACGUUAGACUGUGCAUCAAACACGAUGGAGGAUGCACCAACACGCCGCCGGCGUGUAAUUUGGUAUCCAGACGACGCAGGGAUACUACCAACAACAAUGUGGCGAAAGGUGUCGAAGGUCUGGAUGGAGGAACACCAGCUACCAUCGAGGUUUACAGCGGACUCUACGUGAACGAAGCUUCGGAUAUCGGUGCAAAGUCAGAGUUCACCGACGAUGUCUUCAAAGAAAGGACUAUUGACGACCCAAACAGCAUCUGUAUAUCUCAAAGAAGCUUCGCAAUCGGCAUCGCGAUCGCGGGUCUGAUCCUCAUGUUGGCGGUGGUGGCCGCCAUUUUGGUUCUGCUCGCCAAAAGACGACACAAAACCGUGUCGACGACGGGGUCGUCCAUCUACAGUGGACCCUACACGAACACCGCGUACAGUCACAGCAGUUAAUAAGUUCACUUAACAACGAGAAAAGCGAGAAACUUUCGCCAUCGAGAAAAAACGUAUUCUACGUCUCAUGGAGGUGUAGAGAAUUUAGAUGAAAUUAAGGAGAUACCUUUUGCUCAACUGCCGAUGCUACGUAUCGUCUUUUCGAGGAAAUAGCUCAGAGGGUCCUGACACGUGAUCACUAAUAGAUAAAUCAUAUGGUCAUGUAUACAGGGUGUUUAAAAGAAAAAUAGAUUUACGAGGUACUUACAAUGUUAUUUAAUUUAUAAUCGUUCAAGAAUCGACACUUUCUGCAGUCAUUUUAUUUAAGAUGGUCGCUAAAAUGUCACAGGAUUUUACGAUGCAAGCGUGUUAUAUUUUAACUUCGGUAACGAGUACCGUUACCCUUGAAUCUUUUUCCCUUUUCAAACACGUUGUCUCAUUUCUUGCCACUUAUCUAAAUCUUGCGAAUCCAACACUGCCUAUCGUUUGUCGCAACACGUGUCACGACCCGUUGUCCAGUUUAGAGUAAACUAGCGUCUACAACUGAAUUUGCAAAACGAAUCGAAAUCCUUAGAUUUAACCUUAAUAUAUACGUGUAUGUUAUUAUGUUUGAUUAUUAUUAUUAUUCUAUACAUACUGUAUACUAGUCCGGUAUACGCUGUCCUAGCUAACCUAGCAGCCGCACUAAAAUGGUAAACUACGCGGAUAUUCCGUACACGAUCAUCUCUGGUAAUUUAACUUAAUCACCCGCGCAGAACAACUCGCUCUAGCGUUUAAGGCGAAGUCAACUAGUAAGCGAAGUUUAAGCGAAUCAAACGCCUCAGUGAUUUUAAGUACUGCCCUCUUAUUUCUUCCUCGAUUUCCUCGCGAGUGUUGGCACUUUGCGUCUAUCUUUUCUCGUAUUUAUACGUUAUUUCGGAAACUGUCUCUGACCACGGUUGUCAAAUUGAUAUAUCGAUCGAGAAAUUUUUUUACGCCAGUACGAUAGAAUAUGCGGUACUGCGCAUGCGCGGCGAACCUUCUUUUGGCGGUCUCUACAAACUGUAGAAUAUGCUUGUGACGCAGAAGUAUACUGCGCAGAAGUCUACUGCGCAGCUAUCUACCAGUAGAACUCCAACGAAAAAUGUAAUCUAACGGAAAUCUAUUUUUUACGCAAUUCUCGUUUUAACAAUUUAUGAUCGUAGAUUACAAGCAAAUUUGAAUCCGAGAUUUUCUGAUACAGCUUGUUAUAGAGCAGAAUAAAAUAAAUCACAUCGAAGAUUCACGUUCGACCGGUUAGGAUGAGAGAAAAAUGCAGCUUCCUGUAGAAUCAUUAAUGAAAAUCCGUUUAUACACGGGCACGUUUUGCUUGUAAGCUAUUCAAUCAGGCAGAAACAGGUUACAGAUGCGAGAACAACUUCCGUUAAUCGGUCAGACUAGUUUCUAUGGCGUUCUAAUGAAUAAUAACUCUGACAAGCAACAAGAGAGUUGUAUGGGAUGUAUUGGUUAUUACGUGUCUCCUACGAAGUAAAAAUACUUCGUGUUGCGUGAGAUCAAAUCCCGUUGUCGCAGAAACGAGGAAAAUGAACUGUACUUUAUCGAUUCACAUCCUUUUAUGUGCACCAAAGACUACGGGUGUUUGAAAAUUAAUCAAUUAACACGUUCGGGACCGUAAAUUUAUUUCAACUCUGAAGAAUAAUUUUUUUAAUAUGUUCGAAACAAUAUUUUUAUCAUAGCCAGUCUCGAAUGUGUUAAUGUCACGUGUUUAGCGGUUCAUUUAUUUACAAUAGAUACAACGAACACUUUGUGAUGUAAAAUAUAAACCGAAUAAUGUGUUAAUUUAUUUUAGAAUCCGCUUGAUAUUUCGCUGACCGGAAUUUUAUCGACGAAUUACUGGAUUACCAGUCGGUAACGCUUGGUCGGUAAUGUUAACUGUACUUGGACCAUGUUAACCUGUCAUUCGUGUCUGCGACAACGCGAUCCUCGCAUGAGUGUGGCAAUAAGCGAGCGUAUAAUCCAUAAUAACGCUUAAAUGUAAACUAGUUUAAUUGAAUCGAGGUGCUGCUCCAAUGUCGGUAUUCUUUGCACGAUUACUUCCGUUUCGAGUUUAAAUCAAAAUCGAAUUUCUGUCAAUUAUUUUCGAAUUGAGGAAUUACGUUGAAAGCUAAGGUAUUCGAUGCAAUCGUUUCACCGAUUCUUUCCCAGACACAAGAAAAUUGUAGAAAGAAUCGAAAAACGACAGAGUACUGAUAUUUCGCGUGGAGCGUUGUAGUUUUUAA